AUGGAGUCGGGCAAAUAUAGUUUCCAGACUGGAGUAAAGAAUACUUUUACUGUAGUAGAUUAUGUCUUGUUUGGACUCAUAUUAUGCGUGUCAGCAUCCAUUGGUCUGUUCUAUGCCAUCAAAGACCGUAAACGCCAGAAUACUCGAGAGUUCCUGAUGGCGGGAGGAGACAUGAACCCUCUGCCAGUGUCUCUAUCACUUUUGGCUAGCUUUAUGUCCGCCAUUACUCUCCUUGGAGUUCCAGCCGAAAUGUACAAUUACACCACAAUGUACUGGUGGAUAGGACUGGGGUACCUUUUUGUAGCCUUUGGAGCAGCACAUGUGUUUAUCCCCAUCUUCUAUAAACUUCGAGUAACAAGCGCCUAUGAGUAUUUGGAAUACAGAUUCAGUAAAGGCGUGAGGACGGCAGGAUCAAUGACAUUUUCUGUACAGAUGUUGUUGUAUAUGGCCUUGGUGUUAUACGCCCCUUCUCUAGCACUCAAUGCCGUGACGGGAUUUACAUUGUGGGGAUCAGUGAUAGCUGUGGGGGCUGUCUGUACCCUCUACACCUGCCUGGGCGGCAUGAAGGCGGUGUUGUGGACAGACACUUUCCAGGUAACCAUGAUGUUUGCCGGCCUCAUUGCAAUUCUAAUCAAGGGGAGUAUAGAAAGUGGAGGCAUGGGGUUGGCAUGGCAACGUGCAGAGGAAAGUGGCCGAGUGGUUUUUGACGACUUUGAUCCAAACCCCGCCAAACGCCAUAGUGUAUGGUCUCUUGCGGUCGGUGGAACAUUCACAUGGGUGGCCAUUUAUGGCGUAAACCAGGCAAUGGUACAACGCUGCUGCACGUGCUCAACACUUAAGAAAGCUCAGCUAGCCAUAUGGAUAAACUUCCCAGGACUGUGUUUGAUCCUGUUCCUUUGCUGUUUGAUCGGUAUGGUGAUGUAUGGGUUUUACAGCCGUUGUGACCCCUUCAAAUUCGGACUUGUUGAGAGCUCCGACCAGUUACUUCCUUUAUUUGUGAUGGAUGUCCUUGGAACAGCACAAGGAUUCCCAGGACUUUUUGUUGCCAGUCUCUUCAGUGGAGCUCUUAGUACAAUAUCAUCCGGAUUGAACUCGCUAUCAGCAGUGGUACUACAAGACGUCAUCAAGUCUUACUUUCUACCGGACAUCUCCGAGCAGCGUGCGACACUCGUGUCAAAGAUACUAGCCCUGAUAUUUGGUGUAAUCUGCCUCGGACUGACUUAUGUGGCGUCCUUGCUCGGAGGAGUUUUGCAGGCUGCACUAUCUCUGUUUGGUAUGAUAGGUGGACCACUGCUUGGGCUAUUCAUCCUAGGAAUGAUGUUCCCUUGGGCCAACAAAUGGGGAGCGUACGCUGGUCUUCUGUUUGGACUUGUGUUUAUGUUCUGGAUAGGGGUAGGAGCACAGAUAUACCCACCGGCCAUCCCAAAGCCACCUGUCUCCACCGAGGAUUGUAACUGGAAUCUUACUAUCGCACCAAAUAUAACCAUUACACCGUUCGACCUUAAUAAUACAUCGGGUGCUCCUACAAACGAGGACAGCGAUCCCGUGCAUAAACUGUACACGCUGUCAUAUAUGUGGUACAGUGCUACCGCCGUUUUGGCCACCUGCGUGAUGGGGCUGAUUGUCAGUGGAUUUACAGGAUUCAAUGACCCCAAGGAAGCUGAUGCUCGCCUUAUGUGUCCACUGUUUGAUAUUCUCUUCCCUUGUCUACCGGAAAAGAUCCGCAAACCUUUGCGCUUCGGCGUGGACUACAGCACAUUACAGACCACUCCCGGUUACGGCAUUGAGCAGGGCAAGGAAAUGGAUGGGAAUGCAAUUACAUUGUCGAACGACAAAAAUAAUUUUCAGAAUAGCUUUAGUAAAAUCAACGGGAAAGAAGGUGGAAGCAGGUCUGCUAGUCAGGACAGUGGUUUAGGACAGGAAGGCUGUGAUGGAAUAGAUAAUGAUCCGCCCAUAUACAGCCAGAUCAGCGAAGAUUCGACAACCCAUACUACCAAAUUAUAA
This is a messenger RNA of Ylistrum balloti, 2004 nucleotides long. Its product is annotated as sodium-coupled monocarboxylate transporter 1-like. Gene Ontology annotation, molecular function: symporter activity. The coding region runs from base 1 to 2004 and encodes 667 amino acids. Lineage: Eukaryota; Metazoa; Mollusca; Bivalvia; Pectinida; Pectinidae. Gene Ontology annotation, biological process: transmembrane transport; sodium ion transport. Gene Ontology annotation, cellular component: membrane. The record is from RefSeq and is a predicted model, not a curated record. The transcript has 15 exons.